UACCAACCAGAUCCCCGCAGGUGUAUCAGAGCAGCAGCCUCCGCAGCCAAGGCCCACCGACAUGAAAUCCCUGCUGUCGCUCCUCAUACUCAGCCUGGCUAUCGCCGGAACACUGGCAGGAUACGGCUACGGAAUCGGAUAUGGUCUUGGCUAUGGUCUCGGCUACGGAGGAUACGGCCUCGGCUAUGGUGGCUAUGGUGGCUAUGGCUUCGGAGGCUACGGACUUGGAUACGGCGGAUACGGCGGAUACGGUGGAUACGGUGGAUACGGCAUAGGUGGAUACGGUCUUGGCUACGGAGGAUACGGUGGAUUUUACGGCUAACAAGCGGGCCUGUCAUCAUGAACUGAUCGGCAAAAUAAACAAAUUGAAGCAUUGUG
This is a messenger RNA of Dermacentor silvarum, 378 nucleotides long. RefSeq names its product keratin-associated protein 21-1-like. The transcript has 2 exons. Bases 62 to 322 code for a protein of 86 amino acids. The record is from RefSeq and is a predicted model, not a curated record. Lineage: Eukaryota; Metazoa; Arthropoda; Arachnida; Ixodida; Ixodidae.